CCUUCACUACUUCUCUCUCACUCACUCUCUCUGCUCCCAUUUGCAGAGAACAAUGGCAGCCAUAGCCACACUUUUAAUAUUCAUGCACUUGUUUUUAACCGUUCUACAUGCCUCAUCAAACCCAGAUUUCGAGCAUUUACUAGCAUUCAAAUCAUCCUCUGACGCAUCCAACAAGCUAGCCACCUGGAACUCAAGCUCCGACCUGUGCACCUGGUUCGGCGUCUCCUGCACCCGAAACCGAGUCUCGCGACUGGUCCUCGAAAACCUGGACCUCCAUGGCUCGUUGGAGCCCCUAACCGCGUUAACUCAGCUCCGAGUUCUCAGCCUCAAGCGGAACCGUCUCUCCGGCCCCAUUCCAGACCUCUCAAACCUCACCCUAUCCUACAACAACUUGUCCGGCCACAUUCCCUCCACGGUCAACCAUUUGACCCAUCUUCUCACUCUCCGGCUCGAGGUUAAUCGGUUCGCAGGUUCGAUUUCCGGCUUGAACCUCCCGAAUCUGCAGGAUUUUAAUGUGUCUGCAAACCGUUUGACCGGCGAAAUACCGAAGUCCUUUUCAGGUUUUCCCGAAUCCGCUUUCGCUCAAAACCCGGGACUAUGCGGGUCUCCGGUGCUGAACUGCAAGGGUCUAGUGAACAACCCGACUCGGCCAGGAUUUGAUGGAGCUAUCGCUUCUCCUGUAAUGCCGGCUGCUAAUCCAACAGUAGUAGCAUCGUCUCCGAGUUCACUGCCGGGAAACUCAACGCCGAACAAAUCGACAAAUACUCGCCGCAAUGGAACAUCGAAAAUAAGUCCAGAGGCUCUCAUCGCGAUUAUAGUCGGCGACGCAUUGGUUCUUGUUUUUGUUUCACUGCUCCUAUACUGCUAUUUUUUGCGGAACUUCAGCCCCAAAAUGCGGCAGGGCAAGAGCAGCUCGAAGCUUCUAGAAAGCGAGAAGAUAGUAUACUCUUCAAGCCCGUACUCGGCCCAACCUGGGAUCGAGCGGGGUCAGAUGGUGUUUUUCGAGGGGGUGAAGCGGUUCGAGCUCGAGGACUUGCUCAGAGCCUCGGCGGAGAUGUUGGGUAAAGGCGGGUUCGGAACGGCAUACAAGGCGGUUCUGGACGACGGCAAUGUGGUGGCGGUAAAGAGGCUCAAGGAUGCGCAGAUUAGUGGGAAGCGAGAGUUCGAGCAGCACAUGGCGGUGUUGGGGCGGCUCAGCCAUCCCAAUAUUGUUAGUUUGAGAGCUUAUUAUUUUGCCAGGGAGGAGAAGUUGCUGGUCUACGAUUACAUGUCGAAUGGUAGCUUAUUUUGGCUGCUUCACGGAAACCGGGGCCCCGGUCGAACCCCACUGGACUGGACCACGAGGCUGAAAAUCGCAGCGGGAGCGGCUCGAGGCCUAGCUUGUAUUCACAACUCGUGCAGUCCGCUUAAGCUCACCCACGGUAACAUCAAAUCCACCAACAUCCUAUUAGACAAGGCCGGCAAUGCUCGUGUCUCUGACUUCGGACUCUCCGUGUUUGUACCUCCUCCCCCAGCCACGUCAUCCGCUCCACGAUCCUGCGGCUACCGCGCUCCCGAGACGUUGGACGGUCGAAAAUUAACUCAAAAAUCCGAUGUGUACGCUUUCGGUGUGCUUCUGCUGGAGCUGCUCACAGGGAAGUGCCCCUCCGUCGUGGACAGUGGUGGGCCUGGGGGUGGUUAUGGUGGGCUUGUGGACCUGCCCAGGUGGGUCCAGUCUGUGGUCAGAGAGGAAUGGACGGCGGAGGUGUUUGACCUUGAGCUGAUGAGGUACAAGGAUAUAGAGGAGGAGAUGGUGGGGCUUCUGCAGAUCGCGAUGGCUUGCACCGCCGCUUCGCCUGAUCAACGGCCCAGGAUGAGCCAGGUGGUGAAAAUGAUCGACGAGAUUCAGGGUGUGGUGGGCUCCCCGAGUCAUGAGGCCUUUGACUCCAUGUCCGAGUCGCCUUCCUUGUCGGAGGACACUUGCGGCGCGAGCCAGUAACGGUUUACAACCAUAUUAUUAACAGUCUUCUAUUGUAAAUCACGGGUUUCGUUUUGUGGGUUUCGAUUCUCCUGCUUUGCUUAUUUUAUUUUCAUUUUCGUUUCUGCUAAUUACAUGGCUUGCGAACCAUUUUUUUAACACAGAGUUUGAUUCUCGGCAA
Messenger RNA from Prunus mume (Japanese apricot), 2138 nucleotides. The record is from RefSeq and is a predicted model, not a curated record. NCBI's taxonomy places the organism in Eukaryota, Viridiplantae, Streptophyta, Magnoliopsida, Rosales, Rosaceae.